GUAUUCCUCUUUGAAGUUAACAUUGUGAAGAGAACCACUCGAUCAUCAUAUUCUGUGCUGGUCAUUUAGUUGUGUUCUGUUCGUCUUCCAGCGUGGAUACUGUAUUUCCCUAAAUGCCAUUAAUUUGGUGUAUUUUACAAAAAAUAUUCAGUGAUCCUAGUUCUUAGAUCCUUUUUCUAGUUUCCCGCCAAAAAUGCAUUUUUCAGUGGUUUACGCAACUCUUCUAGUGAUACUAAUUGGCCAGGCAUGUGGAAAAGUUUUUCCUGUUGGUGUGCAAUUUGACUAUGAAGUUAGGAAUCUCGUUGUGAUCAAUGAUCUUCAUGCGGGAGAAUACAAUUCAUCAAUUGAAGUAGCAGGAACCUUGAAUUUGAGGAAGCUCUUUGAGUCUGAGAAGAAGAAACUCUUCACUUUCUCACUCCAAUCGCCAAGUCUGAAAGGAACUGAUAAGAAUUUCAAACUUCCUCAGUCUGAAGAUGAGAGGUUCCUUGUGGAAUUUGAUGGAUCUGAUGCAAAUAUCUACCUACUGGAAUCCGAUACAAUCUCUCUGAGGAAUUUCAAAAGGGGCAUAGCAUCUCUGUUUCAGUUUUUCCCAGAAGAUGAACCAAAGACAGAAACUGAUGUCACAGGGCAAUGUUCCCUGGCAUAUGAUGUUCUCUCAGACAGAAAAUUCGUCAAAAGGAAGAUAAGAUGCAGCACUGAUAAUGAAGACACUUAUCACAGAAGAGAAUCUCCCCUGGGAGUCAUGAUUCCAAAUGCCAGGAAUACUGAAUAUCAUUUAGAUGUGGCUGGAUCAAUUGAGAGCAUUGAAAAUAUUGAAUUCUUUCGUAUUUCUUUGGCGGGAAAUAAGGAUGUAGGAGCUACAGUUGAUUCUAGAACAUGGCUGAAGUUACUUAGUCAGAAAGAUGUUGAAGGGCAGAGCACAACAUCUUCAUACGAUGACAUCAUUAAAGAGUUCAAAGAUUUUCAAAAAUUUAAAAUAACACACGAACACGAAGAAGCUCCGUAUAAAACGGAAAAGUCCGAAACCAUCAUUCAGUUGGUGAAGAAGUUGAAGAACGAUCUGGCCAACAGCAAUAUCGGGACUGAAAAGCUAUCCUACGCCACACUGAAGUUAGUUGAGGCUGCUCGGAGGGCAAAGGAAGAGGAUCUCGUUAGAAUUCUCAAUGCAAAAACUACCAAGGAGAUCAGAGGACAACUCAUGGACGUUUUGGGAGCUACCCAAACUCUUGCAGCUCACAAUGCCGUGAAGAAAGUUCUGGAAUUUAGUAAAUUAGCUGACUUUGCUUACGUUGAGAGAUAUCUACAAUCCCUGGCUUGCGGAAAUCAACCAAAGGCUGAGGUAAUUGAAGAUUUGCUGGAAAUGCUCAAAAAUGAUGAUCAUGAGAAUCAAAAGUUGACUGAGAGUCUUAUCCAAAGUAUCUCAUCAAUGGCUAGUAACUUUGCAGCUCUCGAUGGUCAAAGUGAAAAUUCCCAAAUCUUCAGAGAAGUUCUGAAAUUCUUCACAAAAAUCAUCGAGACGACAUCGAAAUCCCAAAGAAAAAUUCAGUUUCUGCAUGGAUUGAUGAAUCUCAAAUCUGCAGAAACUAUCCCGAUCUUAAUGGACUUAGUCCUGAAUGGUCCUAGAGCGAUUUCUGUUGAAGCUAUGAAAUCUCUUGUAACUAUGCCUAGGGAAUAUUUUAAUUUAGACUAUGUGAAGCACUUUGAACAAAUUUAUCAUCAAAAACGAAAAAGAUUUGACUCCAGUGUCAGGACAAUGGCUAUGGAAAUCCUUCUGGAUCCCCUGUUUUACCAAUCUUCGUUGAAGAAUAUGAUCUACUCUCUGAAAUCUACGGAUAAUUCGUAUGAAGUAAGGCAAUACUUCCUUCAGAGAUUGAGGAUGGAAUCUGAAAAUUCUGCAGAAUUCAGAAAAUUUGCCAAUGAUAUUAUUCAAGAGGAUCCAACACUCAACAAUUACCAUGUAAUUGGAGCAAAGGGACUAUCAACAGCUCUCUCUCGAAAGUUCCUAAUGCCGCCUUCAUUCAACAGCACCUUGCUCAGUGUCCAGGAGAUUGAUAAGGGAAUCCUGAAGCGAGGAGUAGUUGACAUGAUCUUUGAGACUGACAAAAGCAAAUUCAGUUACUUCAAGAUUGGACUGUACGCUGAUGGCCUGUCAUCAUUCAUGGGAAGCUCGGAUUCAGAGUCAGAAGAAAGUUCAGAAGAUCAACCUGAUCCAACAGCCGGAAUGGAACUUGUUGUCCAAGGAAACUACUUGAGGCCUCUGGAGUUCUUCAAGGGCCAAGGUGAACUGAUGGGUCACGUAUGGAGUGGAACUGCUUCUGAAUUGACUCCUGCCUACCAGGCCACAACCCUCCUUCAUGAUCACAGGGAAGUGAUCUGGCUACAGAAUGGAUUACCUGUUACAGUUGACGUCAUGGGAGCGAUGUCAAUUAAUCUGAAUGGACAAGUAUCAAUUAGCAUUUGGAACAGAAACGCUAAAUCCCGUGUUCUCCAGGAAAUCGGCUUUACCCUGGCCGGAAGAGUGUCCAUUAGCAAUGAAUAUGCUGAAGUGGCAAAUGUCUUUGAAAUGCAUCAGGAGCCAAAACUCGAUUUAGUGUCUGAUAUUGACUUCUCCGGAGAUCCUCUGCUAUGCAUGCAACUCACGCAACCAAAUUCUAUUCUCAAAUUGACACACACCAAGACUGAAGAUGUCCAAGGUCUCAAGAGGAAAUUCAAGCAUGAAUCACGGAUUAAACACAAAAUUCCUGGAUACACUCACUUCUUAAAUAGGAAAAACAAUGAAAUUUGCAACCAAAUUCAUUCUUAGGAAAUUAUCUCUCUUAAAACUAAACAAAUUAAAAAAAAAAUGUUGCAUCGGAGCAUUUGAUCAAACUUCAAGGAAUAAUAUCAUUUGUAUAUUUUGUAAAAGAAAUAAUUUGUAAUAAAUAGGUAAGAAAUUGGUGUGAUGAAUUGAUUUGAAAGAUUCCGGUGAUCACCACUGAGAUUUUUCUUCACCUCAAGACUAAAAACGCCUUUUCAAUCAUGCCCAGAGCUUUCAGUCCGGAUAUGUAGCCACUGAAGAAGGUCUAUAUCCGGACCGAAAGCUCUGGGCAAUAUUAAAAAGGUAUUUUUAGUCUUCAAAUGAAGAAGAAUCUCACCGGUGAUCUCCAGAAUCUUCCAAAUUAAUUUGUAAUAUUGUUAAUGAUGUUAAAUCUAAAGUUGAUUUAAGCGUUAUCAUUAAAACAAGUCAAACAAAUUAUGAUCUUCAUGAAAAAAUUAAAAUGAACAAAUAUGUAAACAAAUGUUGUGAAUAAAUCCUUAUGAUAAGAAUAAUGAAGUAA
Molecule: messenger RNA, 3317 nt
Organism: Phlebotomus papatasi
Lineage: Eukaryota; Metazoa; Arthropoda; Insecta; Diptera; Psychodidae
Gene: Mtp
Product: microsomal triacylglycerol transfer protein
Exons: 5
Coding region: 194-2803 (869 amino acids)
Biological process (GO): lipoprotein metabolic process; lipid transport
Cellular component (GO): endoplasmic reticulum; basolateral plasma membrane; Golgi apparatus
Molecular function (GO): lipid binding
Source: RefSeq, a predicted model, not a curated record